Messenger RNA from Eruca vesicaria subsp. sativa (arugula), 3416 nucleotides. Lineage: Eukaryota; Viridiplantae; Streptophyta; Magnoliopsida; Brassicales; Brassicaceae. The record is from the annotation of a GenBank genome assembly.
CGAAACCAGAAAGCGACAACAACCGUUGAAUGCUUUUCCAUCACUAUCUUCAUCAGCUCAAGCUCUGCGCGAGGAACCGAACCCUAACCACUGCCAAAUCCCUCCAUGCCCAAAUCAUCAAGCUCGGGAUCAUCCAGUGUCUCCCUUUGGCCAACACUCUCGUCAACGCCUACGGAAAAUGCAGCACCGCUUCUCAUGCACUCCAACUGUUCGACGAAAUGCCUCACAGAGACCACAUCGCUUGGGCCUCUGUUCUCACAGCUCUUAACCAAGAAAAUCUCUCUACUAAGACACUCUCGAUGUUUUCUUCUAGCGGCGGGUUGCGCCCGGAUGAUUUCGUGCUCUCGGCGCUUGUUAAGGCCUGUGCGAACUUAGCAUCUGUUAAUCACGGGAAGCAAGUUCACUGUCAUUUUAUAGUCUCUGAGUAUUCUCCUGAUGAUGUUGUUAAGUCUUCACUGGUUGAUAUGUACUCGAAAUGCGAUUUACCUCAUAGUGCUAAAGCGGUUUUCGAUUCUAUAAGAGUGAAAAGCACCAUCUCAUGGACCGCAUUGGUAUCUGGGUUCGCCAAAAGCGGAAGAAAGGAAGAAGCUUUGGAGCUUUUCAGGAACAUGCCAAUCAAGAAUUUGUAUUCUUGGACUGCAUUGAUCUCUGGUUUUGUGCAGAGUGGUAAAGGGCUUGAGGCUUUCUCUGUGUUUACUGAAAUGAGGAGAGAAAGUGUUGACAUUUUGGAUCCUUUAGUUCUUUCCAGCAUUGUUGGUGCUUGUGCUAAUAUGGCUGCUUCGAUUGCAGGGAGGCAGGUUCACGGUUUGGUUAUAUCUCUAGGAUUUGAUUCCUGUUUGUUUAUUAGUAACGCGCUUAUCGACAUGUACGCGAAAUGCAGUGAUGUUAUAGCUGCAAAGGAUAUUUUCAGUAGGAUGCGUCACAGAGAUGUAGUUUCUUGGACAUCGCUUAUAGUUGGAAUGGCUCAGCACGGUCAGGCUGAGAAGGCAUUGUCUUUGUAUGAUGAUAUGGUUUCACACGGUGUGAAGCCUAAUGAGGUCACGUUUGUCGGGUUGAUAUACGCCUGUAGUCAUGUCGGUUUUGUAGCUAAAGGCCGUGAGCUUUUUCAAUCAAUGAGCAAGGACUAUGAAAUUAGCCCGUCCUUGCAGCAUUACACAUGUUUAUUGGAUCUUCUUGGCCGGUCUGGACUCAUUGAUGAAGCUGAGAAGCUAAUUCGUACAAUGCCGUUUCCUCCUGAUGAACCAACUUGGGCUGCUUUGCUUAGCGCUUCUAAGCGACAGGGGAAAAGUCUGAUGGGUGUAAGAAUUGCUGAUCAUCUCUUAAGUUGCUUUAAACCGAAAGAUCCAUCGACUUAUAUACUUUUAUCAAAUGUCUACGCAAGUGCUUCUUUGUGGGGGAAAGUUUCAGAGGCAAGAAGGAAACUAGGAGACAUGGAAGUUAGAAAAGAUCCAGGGUACAGCAGCGUAGAGGUUAGGAAAGAAACCGAAGUGUUUUACGCUGGAGAAACAUCUCAUCCUCUAAAAGCAGAGAUCUUUAGACUGCUUAAGAAGUUGGAAGAAGAUAUGAGGAAAAGAAAUGGUUAUGUUCCUGAUACGAGUUGGAUCUUACACGACAUGGAUGAGCAAGAGAAAGAAAAGCUUUUGUUUUGGCAUAGCGAGCGAUCCGCUGUUGCUUACGCUUUACUUAAGGGUGUUCCGGGCAGUCCCAUACGGAUUGUUAAAAACCUAAGGGUUUGUGGAGAUUGUCAUGUUGUUAUGAAACAUAUAAGUGAGAUUACAGAAAGAGAGAUUAUAGUUCGAGAUGCUACUAGAUAUCAUCAUUUCAAAGGAGGAAAAUGCUCCUGUAAUGACUUCUGGAAGAAAAAUACCUUUGUUUCUCUUUCUAUUACUAACCAAAAAUUGAUGUCUCAAACUCAUCGAUCUGUGGAGAUCCAUACUCAGAUCAGAUCGAAAAUGGUGACUAACACUGAAACGGUAGCUCCGGUGAGCAACGGCGUUGACGGAGGAUGUUGCAAGUCAGGUCCCGGUUACGCGACGCCACUCGCCGCCAUGUCUGGUCCACCGGAAAAGCUCAUCUACGUCACCGCCGUCUACACUGGAACGGGACGAGAGAAGCCUGAUUACUUGGCCACGGUGGAUGUUGAUCCGAACUCACCUACAUAUUCAACCGUCAUUCACAGAUUGCCAAUGCCUUUUGUGGGUGAUGAGCUUCAUCAUUCUGGUUGGAACUCUUGCAGCUCUUGCCAUGGUGAUGCCUCUGCUGAUAGACGUUUUCUCGUCUUACCAUCCCUUAUUUCUGGUCGCAUCUAUGCGAUUGAUACAAAGGCAGACCCGAGGGCACCUUCUUUGUAUAAGUAUGUGGAUCCUAAAGAGAUUGCUGAAAAGACUGGAUUGGCUUAUCCACACACUGCUCAUUGCCUUGCCUCUGGUGAGAUCUUGGUGUCCUGUCUUGGAGAUGAAGAGGGAAACGCCAAGGGGAAUGGGUUUCUUCUUCUUGACUCUGAUUUCAACAUCAAGAAUAGGUGGGAGAAAGAAGGACACAGUCCCUUGUUUGGUUAUGAUUUCUGGUACCAACCUCGGCACAAGACCAUGAUAAGCACUUCUUGGGGAGCACCUAAAGCCUUCUCCAAAGGUUUCGAUCUCCAACAUGUGGCUGAUGGGUUAUACGGAAGUCAUCUUCAUGUUUACAGUUGGCCAGGAGGUGAAAUGAAACAACUAAUUGAUCUUGGAGAGACUGGCAUGUUACCUUUAGAGAUUAGGUUCUUGCAUGAUCCAUCUAAAGAUACAGGGUAUGUUGGGGGUGCUUUGUCGAGUAAUAUGAUAAGAUUUUUCAAGAACAGUGAUGAAACAUGGGGCCAUGAGGUGGUCAUAUCAGUUAAACCACUGAAAGUAGAAAACUGGAUUCUCCCAGAAAUGCCUGGGCUCAUCACUGACUUCUUGAUCUCCCUCGAUGACCGGUUCCUCUACUUUGUAAACUGGCUUCAUGGAGACAUUCGUCAGUACAACAUUGAAGACCCUAAAAACCCUGUCUUAACAGGUCAAAUUUGGGUGGGAGGAUUACUACAAAAUGGCAGUCCUAUUAAGGCGGUUGGAGAAGAUGGUAACACUUUCCAAUACGAUGUUCCUCAGAUCAAGGGGAAAUCUCUAAGAGGAGGACCUCAAAUGAUCCAGCUGAGCCUGGAUGGGAAACGAUUGUAUGCAACGAACUCGCUCUUUAGCGCAUGGGAUCGUCAGUUUUACCCGGAACUCAUGGAUAAAGGCUCACACAUAAUACAGCUUGAUGUUGAUACAGAGAAAGGUGGUCUCUCCAUAAACCCUGAUCUCUUUGUGGACUUUGGUGAUGAACCUGAUGGUCCUGCGCUAGCCCAUGAGAUGAGGUAUCCAGGUGGAGACUGCACUUCCGAUAUUUGGAUCUGA